Vitrella brassicaformis is the source of this 3052-nucleotide messenger RNA. The record is from the annotation of a GenBank genome assembly. Lineage: Eukaryota; Vitrellaceae.
CCGAGAUCUCGUCCCAGACGCCAAGCCGCAUAGGAAUCUGAUGUGGUUCGUUUCCGUCACCGUCGUACUGUCUGUCGAGGCGCUGUCCAUCAGCGCUUUCCGACAUGCCGUCCGCAGCCAUGUAGGACCACACUGGUGCACUCACGAGGCCAGAUCUCCCCUAACACAUUCAUCCCAUGACUUGCUUCGUCCUCUGUGAUGUCCGUGUUGGUGCUCAGGGAAGCUCAGCGUUUCUGCAGACGGCUUUGCCCACUGCUCGCUCCCAUGGUGUGCGCCGCAGAUUCAUGAGUCCAUCUGCAAGGCAUCAGCGGUCGGUGAUGCAGUCGAUGGUCACACCCGUGGCUGAGGCAGAGGGGUUCGGGAGCAGCCCGACGACUCAGAAGAAAGACGUAUGCGUCUCAGAGGGGCGGGGAAGGGCCGUACUCGGUGUCGUGAGUGGGUCACAUGCCGGUCGGUUCGGUGUGUGUGGUGUUUGUUGACCGAUCAGGAGACGUACAUCGCUGACAUUCAGCUGACGGAGGAGAGCGACAGGGUCAUCAUCGCAUCGGUCAUACUCAACGGCGACUACACUAAAAGGGUCAGUCGGUACAUAUGGAUGGAUGGCGGAAACACAAACAAGACUGGCUGGGUAGAUCUGAUUUAUGCACAGGGCAGGCCGCAUUCCUCCUCUGUGGGUGUGUGGGUGUGUGGUGUCCGUCAGUUGUGGGAGGACGUGUUGACUGACUUGAAGCGUCAGGCGCCCGAAACCUGGAUAAACUCAUUCGGCCGAAGAGCGCUCACCAAUGAGUUCCUGCUGCAGACUGUCGGCGAGGUCAGCGCGCUGCACGGCGUCCCAACCACUACACACUCACAUCCCCAUGUCACCUGUCUCUUCUGUUGUCCAGGACGAGCUGCGUGGCUUGUGUCUGGGUGUGCUUGAGGGCCGCGUGGCCCAGCAGGUGCAGGCCGAGAAGGGUGUCACGCUGGCCGGCAUCCCUCGACUCAUCGGAGACCCCAUGGCCGCCAAACGGGCUUUCAAGCCAGGCCAGCCCUUUGCUUGCGACGUGAGCAAUCGGGCCAGCCGAACACGCACACCUCAACAAACGUUUCGUUUUGGUGUUGCGCUGUUGUCACCUUCCUUCUCUCAGCUGGAGCUAUCUCGCGCGCCACGUCCAGCGUGGACGACCGCAGCGGCGUACCGAGGUCUGAGGAUUGACAUCGAGCGGCCGCCUUUCGACAGGCAGGCCAAGUCUGAGCAGGUGACGCAGCUGCUGCGUGAGAACUUCGCCGAGAAGAGGCGGCUGCCGGUCGACGGCAAGCGGGCCGCCAGGAAGGGCGACAUGGUGGUGGUGUCGAUCGAGGGAUAUGUGCUGCCCCCGGACACUCUGACGUCACGGACACUUGCAGAGCCGCUGCCACGGGAGAUGGGCAUCGAUGGCCAGGUCAGUCAGUGUGACUAUAGGCCAGGCCACAUGUGCCACCUGUGCCCAGAUCGUUGUUUGUUUUGGAUGUGUGUGUUCUCUUCUCUCUCCUUCAUCAGCGUAUGGAGGUGGUGCUGCAGGCGGGUCGCUACGCGGCAGGUCUGGUGGAGGGCAUCAUCGGCAUCUACGAGGGCGAGAGCAAGGAGGUCGAGCUCAAGUUCACUCACCGAGAGGCGGACUCAUUCGAAAUGGCACGGAUGAUCGACAAAGUCGCCAUACUCAACGUCACCUGCCACGAGGUACGUCGGGAGCAGACACACACACACACACACACACACAGAGGCAACCAGGCGGCACACGGCAAGUGUGCUGGCCGUGCCGUCUGGUCAGAUUUACGAGGUGCUUUUGCCCCCUCUGGAUGAGAAUUUCGCCAAGCGGCUGGGCCUACCUGGUCUGAGGCAGCUGGUGGAACAGGUGCAGAUGGCUGCGGCCAGGGAGUACGAGCACACGAUGCUCGCAAAGAGGAACGCUCUCCUGGUGAGUUUGAUGAAAUGAAGGAAUGGACGGAUGGGUGGACGGAUGGUGCAAACGAACGAGUCUUGGUUGUCAGGGCGAGGCAUUGCUCAAGGCAUCAGACUUCGAGCUGCCAACCGCGCUGGUGGAUCAAGAGGUCCGUCCCCCACACACGCACGCCCACAUGGAUCCACAUGGAUGGGUGUGCUAAUCUGUGUGUGUGUGGGUGUGUGUCCGUCUCUCUCCAUCCAUUUGUCAGGUGCGCAAGGUGUUUGAGCAGCAGCUGCUGUCCAAGUACCGCACGCCCCAGGAGCUGGAGCGUGCCGAGCAGGAGUUCCCCCUCUUCGACAAGGCUGAAAGGGACGACAUCGCCAAGGAGCUCAAGCUCAGGUACAUCCUGGCCGACGUGGUGGACAAGGAGGGAAUCACCAUCCCCGACGACGAGCUGGACAGGCAGUACCAGCUCUACAAACAGGUGCGUCUGUGCGUCCGUCAUGCACUGAGAGAGGGGGAGGCGUGUUUGUGUCUUUUCAUGUGUGUCUCUGUGUGUGUGUGUGUGUGUGAGCAGUAUGCCCAGUCCCAAGAGGCCUCUCGUCCGGAUGACUUCAAGACGUCCAUGUCUUUGGACGACACCAUGCAGAAGCAGAACCUCAAGCUCACCAUGCUGCAGAACAUGGCCUUUGACGCCGUCGCCAAGGUCAGCUCAAUCGUCGUCACCGACGCGCCACCGCCCAAGAAACACAGCUUCUACAAACCCAACGAGGAGGAGCAGUACCAGCUGCGGAGGGCGGGGGUGGGCAACCCGUACGCAUCAGCUCUGCUAAGCGGCUGAGCCAGUCAGUGAGGGAUACAAAUCCACAUGGCUGGAUGGAUGGAGGGUUUAAGCAGUAAGAACGUUCUAAGGCAAAUAAGUGCGUGGGCGUAGGAAGGUUUUCUGGUGUGGUGUUCGCUGUGUCGCAUAUCCGCUAUGGCUACCGCCAGACGGUGUGUGGAUGGUUUGCUGCGGGGUUUGAGGGGUGUUUUACAUUUCUCGGUGUGACGGCACGCUGUAGAUAGAGAGACAGACAGACAGGAGGUAUUUACACCAGUGGUGACAGACAGACACAUUAUCGCAGUCAACGACAAGGGCACAGUGUUCA